AUGGAUGCAAAGAGGAACGUCCGCACGAAAUCUACCGAAAAUAUCAGCAGAAUUUCCGUGGCUAUUUCAGUGACUUCUUUAACUCUUGUGACAUUGUUGUUUAUGAGGAUCGAGUUUGUGUACAACAAUUCGAAAGCGAUGGAAACAAGGCUUGAAAACCGAAUUCAGCGGAUUGACGAUGACCUGAAAACUUACAUAGAGAGAAUAGUGAAGAAGAGGUUACAAAUUUAUGAUACUGCAUCUACAGCAAGAAGAAAGGAAAGGCCUGAUGUUAUCUUUAGUUUUGAAAACAAAGUUGGAAGUGUGUCAUCAGUUAUCCGUGAUCAUAAAAGAGAGAGAAGAAAUGUUGCUGCAGGAACAAUAACUCUGCAGCAAGUCCGCCAGGAAAUCAACAACAAGUUCAAUCAGUCCUGCAGUGGUAACAACAAGAUUUGUCAGACAGGACCUCCAGGUCUUCCAGGUCCUCCAGGUGCUCACGGGUAUCCAGGGUACAAAGGAGAAAAAGGAGCCACAGGGAAAACUGGCUCAAGAGGCCCUCCGGGUCCAAUCGGGGCUCCAGGCAUGAGUGGCAAGAGAGGACCUGUGGGACCUCAAGGAGUAAAAGGCGACAAGGGCGACAAAGGGUCCGUUGGAGCGCCUGGGAUUAGAGGAGAGACUGGAACGAAGGGUCGUCAAGGACAACAAGGAUCUAUUGGCUUAAAAGGAAGCAAAGGCAGCAGAGGAUUGGUUGGUAUUCAGGGACCAAAGGGAGAAUGUGUUGUUCCACUGAAGAUCAGUGUAUAUCCAGUAUCUCAGGAAGUCUUUGUGGACGAGCCUGUAAUAUUUUACUGUUGGGUUCAAGGCCAUCUGUCGUCCAAGAUAACGUGGCGUAAACUUGGAGGUACUCUAUCUAAUGCUACUGUGGAAGAUGGUGCGCUUCGAAUAAGCAGCGCACAACGGUCAAAUGCUGGGUCGUACAUGUGUACAGCUCACACUGGUUUAGGAAUGUUCCGAAUAAUAAGCAGAUUACUUGUAAAAGAACUGCCUAAAUUCACCAAUAGGCCCCCUACAUUGGUCGGUGCAUUUCCAGGAGCUAAUGUAACCCUGUGCUGCGAGGCCUCAGGCUCUCCUCGUCCAAAGGUUGAAUGGUUCCAGGCCCAAAAGUCUUCUAUCUCAUUUCCUGUUUUUCGGGAAGAUGGAUGUCUUCUAUUUAAAAUGUUUAAAAUAAACGACCGAGUAGAUUUCAUCUGCCGGGCUAAAAACAGCUUCGGAUUGGCAGAGACAACAACCAUGGUGAUUGCAGCACAAUUAAGAGGUUUGGAGCAAUCAGAAAUACUGGCAUAUAAUAUUCAUUACCUACGCACUUUGGGAAUUUGGUUAAAACCUGUUGUACAGAGCCAGUCCUCUUACUGGAAGCGGUGCUGGCGAGCAUCAGAUGAUGGUUGGGACAGCACUACCUUCCACUCAAAGUGUGACAACAAAGGGCCCACACUGACCAUUAUCCAUGUCAUGAUAGCGGCUGCACAUUCGCCUCAGUUAUUUUAA
Pocillopora damicornis (cauliflower coral) is the source of this 1524-nucleotide messenger RNA. RefSeq lists its product as uncharacterized. NCBI's taxonomy places the organism in Eukaryota, Metazoa, Cnidaria, Anthozoa, Scleractinia, Pocilloporidae. The record is from RefSeq and is a predicted model, not a curated record.